Bombus huntii is the source of this 2268-nucleotide messenger RNA. Its product is annotated as venom serine protease Bi-VSP-like. The record is from RefSeq and is a predicted model, not a curated record. The coding region runs from base 130 to 609 and encodes 159 amino acids. The transcript is spliced from 6 exons. Gene Ontology annotation, biological process: proteolysis. Gene Ontology annotation, molecular function: serine-type endopeptidase activity. NCBI's taxonomy places the organism in Eukaryota, Metazoa, Arthropoda, Insecta, Hymenoptera, Apidae.
UUAGGCGCUUGGCCAUGAAUCGCUGCAUUAGGUUUUCGUAAUCCGCGAAACCCAGACAAACCACUAUGGAAGUUCGGAGGUUCCCUGAUAUCGGCUAGGCAUGUUUUGACCGCAGCACAUUGUGCACAUAUGGAUGGAAUAGAAAACAUACACAAUCAUAAUAUUGCCAUUCUUAGAUUGGUGGAGGAGGUGCCAUUUUCGAGGUACGUAUAUCCCAUUUGUACGAAAGAGCCCCUACGAAAGAGCAACUUCGUCGGCUAUAACCCCCUUGUUGCUGGAUCGGGAGCAUUAAGAUAUAGACGACCACGACGUAAUGCAUUAAUGGAAGUACAAAUGCCAGUGAUUAAGAACGCCGAAUGCAAAAUAGCUUAUUCCAAAUUUCCCAAUGCACCUGAUAUCACUGAUGGUAUAAUAUGCGCCGAACAUGCUCAGGGUGGAGAGGAUUCUUGUACGGCUGACCGCGGCGGACCACUGCUGAUACAACAUGAAUUAACCUCGCAUUUAAUAGGUAUUGUGUCUUAUGCUUAUAAGUGCGGCACAGCUGGGUAUCCCAGCGUUUACACUAGGGUCACAUCGUACCUUGACUUCAUUCUCCAAGCGAUGCAAUAAUAUGAUAUUACUGUUCCAUAAAUAUCAUUGUGUAAAAAACGUAAAGUUGGAUUUUCUUAUUGUGGAGAUAAGAAACAGCUCAAAUUUACAUUGUUUUGUACGUUACAAAUUAUAGGCUUAAAAUGUACGAAAUGUAACUUUGAAACGACACUAAUUUUUUACGCACGAUAAACCUCCACGACUUAGGUAUGUAAAGAUGAUAAACGUAUAUUAAUUCUAUAAAUUUGGUAAUAAUAAACCAACUUUCUGAGAAGUUCUGUAAAUUUCGUUUCUGUUGUAUCAAGAGAAUAAUGGAAUAUUCCACUUAGAUCGUAUACUUCUUGUACGUACGUACAACAUUUUCCGGCUAAUCUAAAACACUUCAUAAGAUAGAGAGCUUCUGGAAAUUCGGACACAGAGAGUGCAUAAAAUACAAGAUAAGUCUCGUGUCUUUCAAAAUUAUUUUUUAUUCGCUAAAAACGUCCUGUGUACUCAUGCAAUCACAUGCAACCUCGAAACUUCACUUAUUUUUUAUCACUUUCCAAUUCAAUACACUGUUUCAGCAUUUUUGACUAUAUGUAAGAGAAAUUUCCAUUCAGCCAAAGGUGUACUUACAGAUUAUAGAUUCCUAUACGACUCUCAGUAAAAAUUUAUCCGCACUCCAGAUAGUUAAAACUUCUGUCGACCGUAUUGAUCCAUCUGCACUCUUCGUAUGACGUCAAUAUUUGUUCAGUGCUGCUGCGCAGGUUUCUUUGUGUUACGUCAAUUCGUUUGUGACCGUUGCGCGAGUAAUGGCGCUUUGCAAUGGUGAUUUGCAGGAAAACAGUGCAGGAUGCUGUGAUUCGUUUCUUGUGGUCGGAGGUUAUGUUUGAUGCCUAUAUUUAUCAAAGAUUUAAUGCACAUUAUGGAGAAAGUGUUUUGUCACGAAGUGUGUUUGAAUGGGCACAAAAGUUCAAAGAAGAUCGCACGAGUGUUAUGAAAAAACAGCUGGACGCCCGUCCACAUCCACGAUGACAACAUUGAACGUGCUCAUGAACUUAUGCUCUAUGGAAUAGACGAGUGACAGUGGAUAAUGUGGCAAAUCAUUUGCAAAUCAGCCACGGCUCUGCUUAUGCAAUAGUACACGACAGAUUUGGAUUUUAAAAAGUUUGUGCGAGAUGGAUGCCGAAAAAGCUGAUGAAAAGGUGAAGACGACGAUGCAUUCGUGGUUCGCAGCUCAGCCCAAAACAUUUUUUAAUGAGAAAAUAUAAAGGUCCUUCGGCAAAUGGACAAAGUGUAUACAGAAAUCGAGUGAUUAUGUCAAAAAAUGAUGUAUGUCUUUUUUGACAAUUGCUUAAAAUAAAUUCUACACCGACAGAGCGGGCUGUUAAUCUAGAGGCUGGAGUACAAAGAAGUGGCACAAUGAUGUGGGCUGAUGACAUUUAUAAUUAUCAAGGAAUCACCCCUACAUUCGCUCAGAAUUUUAAUGAAACUGUCCCUUGGGAAGGAAGAACUGAUACCUUGAUAUCACGGUUUGUACAUCCUAUAUAUACGACAAAUUUUAGAACAUUAUAUAACGAAGAACCAGAUCGUCGUGGCCAUGUGAUGUGAAUAAAAGGACUUGAAUUUGAUGAUAUUUUUAUAAUGUUAGAUAACAUAACUAAGUAUCUUCACAGUAAGAUAGGAUGACAUGGUUUACAU